CCAUGGAAGUAAGAAAAAAAAAUUUAAAAAUUCGCAUACAAAUUUUCAAAUUUUUUCACCACUCAUCACAAUAAAUACACGAUUUCAUAACACGCAACACAUUUCACUACGACAUAUUUUAUGUUUUCGAAAAGCGUUCCUGUCUAUAAUUCUGCAACACGUUUAUUUAUAGUUGAGGAUCAUGAACAACAUCUUCGAAAGGCUUUGGAGGAGGUCGGAUGAAGAUAACUCGGACGAGUUCAGAUCUAAUUCCGUAUCGAAUUCGAACUUAUAUUCCAAGUUGGACGGAAAACUGAAAAAGGGCACGUUCAGCGAGGACUCGUACAGGUUCGGUAGGAAGUACGGCUACGCGCCCGCGGGUCCUUCGUCGAGCGGGAUCGGCCACAUCUCCGAGAACAUAGAGAUGCUCCAUAAAUUGGAAAACUUAGAGAGAGAGGUCGAAUACCAAAAAGAGCACAUCGCCAAAAUCUACACCGAAUGGGAACACCUCAAAUCCCAGCUUAUCGCCCAGACGUUAUUCUGCGCUUCCGUGGGCGGAUGCAUAGGAACGAUGUUUUGGAAAGGUGCCGUCGACCGGGAGGGUGUCAAGUACACGCUCAGCUCGUCUAAAAUAUCGGAAUUCUUCAAAUUUACAAACGGGAUUCUCAACUCUUUCAUAUCCGUUUAUAAAGAGAAUAUGCCGAACUUGGAGAGCGAAGAAUCGCAGUUCGUCCUCUCUGUCUGCGGCUGCAUAGCCAACAUAUCCGCCGUCACCCAGGGGGCGAGAAAGAUCAUCACGGAUAUAAACGGAAAAGAACUGGUCGAAACUCUGAUUAAUAUUCUACCUGCAAUUCCAAAACCAGCAGGCGAUUCACUGAAAAGGGUGUUACUUGCGAUCCUUUACAAUAUCGGAAUGAUCGGCACCGGUCUGAAAAUGAUCCAGACGAGGCAGACCUUGCUUCAGGCGUUAGCCGAGAUACUACAGACGAGACGUCAGAACGAGCUCGUACUUAUCGCUCUUCGCUUAGUAGAGCUGUUCACGAGCGGGAUCCCCACGACAGACUACCUCUUCCUCUUGAUCAAAAUCGUCGGCAAAGAUGUGAUCGAGCCGUACAAGACGUCGGACUCUUUGGAGAUCCGCAUGUGCGCCGAGAGCAUAUUAAUCAACUUCAGCGAGGCCGAAUUCCAGCUGGGCAUCCCGUUUCAGUUUACAUGGCGUUCUGUACCUUUGAUACAAGACAGCUCAAAAGACCCCAAUAUGACCUGACUGCCAACGUGAGAACCGAUGUCGUCUAUCAAAAUCGUCGAAUUAUUGUACGAUUGGAAUACACAACUCAAAACAAUUAUACGUUCACAAUCA
Cimex lectularius (bed bug) is the source of this 1339-nucleotide messenger RNA. RefSeq lists its product as uncharacterized. Bases 182 to 1246 code for a protein of 354 amino acids. The record is from RefSeq and is a predicted model, not a curated record. Gene Ontology annotation, cellular component: cytosol. Lineage: Eukaryota; Metazoa; Arthropoda; Insecta; Hemiptera; Cimicidae. The transcript has 2 exons.